Messenger RNA from Mauremys reevesii (Reeves's turtle), 2866 nucleotides. RefSeq names its product sialic acid-binding Ig-like lectin 10. Lineage: Eukaryota; Metazoa; Chordata; Testudines; Geoemydidae. The transcript is spliced from 9 exons. Bases 208 to 1908 code for a protein of 566 amino acids. The record is from RefSeq and is a predicted model, not a curated record.
CGACAGUGAAGCAAUUAUUUAUAGUUGGCCGGAGCGCAGAAAGGACGGAGAGAAAACGAGGGCAAGAGGAAGCCAGCGAGAGGCAGCUCCGGGGGCGCUGGGAUCCGGCCGGACACCGGCCCUGCCUGAGUUCACAGCUCAUCUCGCAUCCCCGAGCGGAAAGGGGGAGGGGACGGACCCCUGGGGUCCUAAUUCAAUCCACCGGACAUGGCCGGAUCCCCCCCGGCCGGACACACCGUGAGCCUCACGUGGCAGCACCUCCUGCUGGCCCUGCUGGAAGCUUUGUGUUACAGCCAUGUCUCUGGGUCUUGGAGAUCCUCGCUCCCUGGGACCAUCCGGGCUCUGAAGGGUUCCUGCGUGGUCAUCCCCUGCUCGUUCACCUACCCCGGCUCCCGCGAGUCCCUGGGUGGUCCAUUCAGCGUGGUCUGGUACCAGUACCGGAGCCGGGGCUACCCCGAGAUCUAUAACAGCAAGGGCCCGGCCAGCGUGCUGGCCGAGUACCAGGCCCGGACGCAGCUGCUGGGGGAUCCGGAGAUGGGGAACUGCACUCUGAGCAUAAACCCCGUGCGGAGCGAGGACGCCAUGAGUUACUACGUCUGGAUCAACCCCGACUCCGUCAGGCAUCGCUUCUACGACGUCACAGUCCGGGUGGAGGUGGCAGACACUCCAGACCCGCUGAUGCUGAGCGACCCCGGGGUGCUGAUCGAGGGCGACCAAAGCACCAUCACCUGCUCCAUCCGCCACACCUGCCCCUCGGCCCCUCCCAGCCUGGGCUGGAGCCCCCGGGGGGGCAAAGCGGCGGCCAGCCAGGAGCGGCUGGCGGGGGGCGGCUGGCGGGCGGAGUCGGAGCUGAGCUACACCCCCUCGUACAAGGACCACGGGCGAUACCUGCAGUGCACGGCCACCUUCCCCAACCAGCAGCAGGCGCGCAACGGGCUGCACCUGCAGGUCAAGUAUCGCCCGCGGGGCGCGGCUGUGGCCGUGGUGGGGCCGGCCCGGCUGAAGGAAGGCGACAACGUCACCCUGCGCUGCACCAGCCAGAGCCACCCCCCGGCCACCACCUACCGCUGGUUCCAGGGGCCGCGCCGGGCCCUGCUGCGGGGGCUGGGCCGGGGCCCCGAGGUGACGCUGCUGGCUGUGGGGCGCCACGCGGGGCCCUACCGCUGCGCCGCCGAGAACGAGAUCGGCCUGGGGGAGGACUCGCCCGCCGCAAACCUCGACGUGGAGUACCCGCCGGAGCUGCUGCCGCGGGGGAACUGCACGGUGCGGGGCCGGGGCCCCGGGGAAGCCGCCACGUGUCACUGCGCGGCCGAGGGGAACCCCCCGCCCCGCCUCGAGUGGCGCCUGCCCAACCGCACCCUCCCCGGGGACUUCGAGGGCCCCGAGCUGCGAGCGACCUCGUGGGCGCGGGGCCCGGCCGUGAGCGGGGAGCUGCGGGGCCCGGCCGGGGCCCUGGCCAACGUGUCCUGCGCUGCCACCAACGCCCACGGGCAGAGCCAGGCCGCGCUCCCCGUGGUGCCCGCAGGGGACGAUAAUUUGCUGCUCAUGGUCUGCAGCGGAGUCAUCGGCGGCGUUCUGCUCCUCUCGGUGCUGGCGAUCGUGGUCUACAAGGUAGCCAGAGCCAGGAAAGAUGAAGACGAGGGUCCCUCGAUCUACGACAAUGAAGGCAACGGGGAGCAGAGGCCGCCCCUCAAGGGGGGGAAGCCGAGCAAGGCGAAGAAAGACGAGCAGUUCAACCUCUACAGCAAGGCAAAGGCAGGUGGAGAGGAGCUGGGCAUUGACGACUACGAGGCCAUGGAGAGAGUGGAAGACUAUGAGAAUUUAGCAGCAGGAGGAGCCGGACAUUACGGGAACGUUGGCACUUGGCAGCCGCAUGUGCUGUCUGAGCAGAUCUACUCCAACGUCUAACCCUAGAGCGGGAGCGGACGGGCCGAAAAUGCUUCUAAAUAUCUCUUCUAUUUAAACAAGUGCUUGUAUAGCUAGGAGUAAUAAUAGCUAGAGCCGUGGGGGUGAGCGGUGGGACGGCUGGUGACGACAUGGUGGGGGCAGUGGGAUAUGCCUACACCCAACCCGUGUCAGGGACUGAGGUAAUCAGGCGAGUCACUGGGAGGAACAUGAUGCUAGAGGUGUGAUAUAGAGAGGGGAAAAGUGGUGUGAGCAGUGGGAUUUAGCUAGUGUGAACUGGUGCCAGUAGUGGGAUCGCUGGAAAACUAACCAAACCACCCAUACCUGCCCAUAGCCAUCUGCCCCCUCCAGGGACGGUUUAGUCACCACAUGUACCUGUAAAAGACCCCACGCGCCCACCAGCCCCGGGCUACAUGCCAGCUUCCCCGGGCAUACGCUGAUGUCCACAUAACCAUGCCCCCCGACCCCCUGAGAAGGCCAAUCAGAUUUGCUACCCCUGGAUGACAUAACACUAGACACCCAAUGGGGUGACACCCCUAGUAUCAGCUGGUCCCUGUGCUAGGUCCCAUUAACCCCCUGGGGGCUGGAGCGGAGUGAAACGCACGUAGGAUCGUGCAAGGUUAAGAACAGAGGAUUUUCCCACCUACUCCGAUUUCCUAAGGGUUAAAAAAUCCCCCUAAAAUCCUGGAAGGGGAGAAUCUCAGGGUCUUGAAAGGUUCAAAGAUCCCAUAAGGGCAGGGUGUAGGGGGUGGCUUGAUACCCUGUAGAUCGUGAAGGAACCGAUCACAUCUGCCACCGGGUGCAAUUUUACUACUGGGUUUAAUAGUGUUACCCCCUGGGACUCCCGGCCACUGGAUAUUAGUUACCCCCUGCAAAUCACACUUCUAGAGCUUUGAAAGGCGAUAUUUCACCCCACUGUUCGUUUCUAACUCUGAGAUCCACCCCGGCUGCUUUGCCCCAA